Messenger RNA from Equus caballus (horse), 2173 nucleotides. Its product is annotated as ankyrin repeat and SOCS box containing 1. NCBI's taxonomy places the organism in Eukaryota, Metazoa, Chordata, Mammalia, Perissodactyla, Equidae. Gene Ontology annotation, molecular function: protein binding. The record is from RefSeq and is a predicted model, not a curated record. Gene Ontology annotation, biological process: protein ubiquitination; intracellular signal transduction. Gene Ontology annotation, cellular component: ubiquitin ligase complex.
AUCCCAUGUUCAUGGAUCAGAAGACUUAAGAUAGUAAUACUCCCCAAAUUCAUCUACAAAUUCAAUGCAAUUCCUGUCAAAAUCCCAGCUGUCUUUUAAAAUAGAAAUUGGUAAACUGAUCUUAAAAUUCACAUGGAAAUGCAAGUGACCCAGAAUAGCCUAGACAAUAUUGCAAAAGAAAAAUAUAGUUGGGAAAGUCACACUUCCUAAUUUCACAACCUACUAUAAAUCUACAGUAAUCAAGACAGUGUGGAACUAGCAUAAGGAGACAUGGAGAUAAAUGUAAUAGAAUUGAAGGUCCAGAAAUAAUCCUUUACAUUUAUGGUUAAUUGUUUUUUGACAAAGUGCCGAAACAUUUCAAUGGAUAAAGAAUAGUCUUUCCAAAAUUGAUGCUGAGACAACUGGAUAUCUACACACAAAAGACUGAAGUUGGGGGCGGGGCGCGUUGGGGCCGGGGCCCCUAGGAGGCCGGCUGCGGACGGGCCGAAGGUCGGAGCUCCCAUGGUGGAGGGCGGCGGCCCCGGCGGGCGGGCCGGGCCGGGCGGGGUCCGCAGUGCAGGUCCUAAUCUGAAGGAGUGGCUGAGGGAGCAGUUUUGUGACCAUCCGCUAGAGCACUGCGAGGACACCAGGCUCCAUGAUGCAGCCUGCGUGGGGGACCUCCAGACCCUCAGGAGCCUGUUACAAGAGGAGGGCUACCGGAGCCGCAUCAACGAGAAAUCUGUCUGGUGCUGUGGCUGGCUGCCCUGCACACCACUGCGAAUCGCGGCCACUGCUGGCCGUGGGAACUGUGUGGACUUCCUGAUCCAGAAGGGGGCCGAGGUGGAUCUGGUGGAUGUAAAGGGACAAACUGCCCUGUAUGUGGCUGUGGUGAACGGGCACCUGGAGAGUGCCCAGAUCCUCCUUGAAGCCGGCGCCGACCCCAACGGAAGCCGGCACCAUCGCAGUACGCCUGUCUACCACGCCUCUCGUGUGGGCAGGGCCGACAUACUGAAGGCUCUCAUCAGGUAUGGGGCUGAUGUCGAUGUCAACCACCACCUGACUCCAGACAUCCGGCCCCCUUUUUCCCGGCGCCUCAGCUCCUUGGUCGUCUGCCCCUUGUACAUCAGCGCGGCCUACCACAACCUCCAGUGCUUCAAGCUGCUCCUCCAGGCUAGGGCGAACCCCGACUUCAACUGCAACGGCCCUGUCAACACGCAGGGCUUCUACAGGGGCUCCCCCGGGUGCGUCAUGGAUGCAGUCCUGCGUCAUGGCUGUGAGGCGGCCUUUGUGAGCCUGCUCGUAGCGUGUGGAGCGAACCUGAACCUGGUGAAGUGGGAAUCCUUGGGCCCAGAGUCGAGAGGCAGAAGGAAGGCCGACCCCGAGGCAUUGCACGUCUUUAAAGAGGCCAGAAGUGUCCCCAGGACCUUGCUGAAUCUGUGCAGUCUGGCCGUGAGAAGAGCUCUUGGCAAAUACUGACUCCAUCUGAUUUCUUCGCUGCCUCUGCCAGACCCCAUAAAGAAGUUUCUACUUUAUGAGUAGAAGUCAAGGGCAGACGUUGAUUGCGGUGAGGAAGAAGGCGAUCUGCAGGGACAGCUGACAUCGAUUCUUGCCCUGUGAGCCACGCCCUGGGCUGCUGCCUCAGUCCGAUCUGGCUGUUGGUAGAGCAGGAAUGGCUCGUGGAUUGGAUUGUAAUUCCAGCUCAGGUGCUUGGUCGGGGCAUCACACAGUCCUUGGGUCAUUGUCAGCCGAGAGGCUCAUGCAAAACUUAAUUUUGUUCUUCCCUAAUAUCUGUUUUGGAUUUUCACAGUUGCAUAUUAAUGAAAGGGGCCUUGAAAUGGGUGCAGGUGGGGGUUGGAGGCCUGCUAAUAUCCCCAGUAGGGAAGACCCCUAGCACUUUCUAGAACUGUUCUUCUGUUUAUAUUUUUACUUCUCAAUUUAAUUGUUCAAUUAAAGUUUUAUAAUACCCAAAUGAAAAGAGAGUUUUGGUAAAAGAGUAGAAUGCAGAAAUGCAGUUCAUGAACUUGCUAGUUUGUUUUCCCAUCUCCUGGAGUUGACACAUGGCAUUUGUCAUACAUACUCUUCUUCCUUGCCACUUCGGUGUUCACUCCUAGUGGUGAGAGUGUCAUAUUCAUUGUCUUCAUUCAAGGAUGGUUUCCUGGCCGCAUGGAUUAGCUGGGUUAUCUCAGAGUCAAUA